AUGUCUCUGGUGGUACCCGAUAAGAAUCAAUUUCAACAUAUUCUUCGUCUGCUGAACACCAAUGUUGAGGGUAAAACCAAGGUACAAUUUGCCUUAACUGCCAUCAAAGGUGUCGGUAGACGUUACUCUAACCUCGUGUGCAAAAAAGCAGAUGUUGAUUUGUCUAAACGAGCUGGUGAAUUGACUAACGAGGAAUUAGAACGUAUAGUCACGAUUAUACAAAAUCCUGUACAAUAUAAAAUUCCAAAUUGGUUCUUGAAUCGACAAAAAGAUAUUUUUGAUGGUAAAUUCUCGCAAAUUCUUGCAAAUGGUCUUGAAAGCAAACUCCGUGAAGAUUUGGAGCGUCUAAAAAAGAUUCGUGCACAUCGUGGUCUACGUCAUUAUUGGGGUCUACGUGUGCGCGGUCAACAUACAAAGACUACUGGUCGACGUGGUCGAACUGUCGGUGUGUCGAAAAAGAAGGAUCGAGAGUAG
Ambispora gerdemannii is the source of this 474-nucleotide messenger RNA. The record is from the annotation of a GenBank genome assembly. Lineage: Eukaryota; Fungi; Glomeromycota; Glomeromycetes; Archaeosporales; Ambisporaceae.